AUGGGAAUCUACAACAAACUUCCCGAUGAUCUCCACGAAGUGGAUGUCGUUAUUGCAGGCGGCGGCACGACUGCCUGCGUCGUCGCCUCACGGCUGGCGGCUGCAUACCCUGACCUGUCCAUCCUCAUGGUUGAGGGCGGCCAGAACAAUGCCGACAACCCACUGAUCGCGCAUCCUGCCUAUUUCCUGGCGCACCUUGCACCCGGCAGCACGACCAAUCUCUUCUACAAGACCAACAAGUCUGCCGCCGUGGCAGACCGCGAGCUCAUCCUGCCGUCGGGCGGCGUCCUCGGGGGCGGCUCGUCGACGAAUUUCAUGAUGUACAGCCGGGCGCAGAAGUCCGACUUUGAUGCUUGGGGCGUUCCGGGAUGGUCGGGCAAGGAAAUGUUGUCGUAUAUGAAGAAGGCCGAGACCUACCACGGCAAGGACGAGAAGGGGAUCCAUGGUCAUGAUGGCCCCAUUCACGUCUCCCGCGGCACUUACCAUUCCAAGAGGGUCGAAGACGAAUUUAUCGCUUCGGCGGCUAAGGUAGGCUGGCAUGAAGUUAAGGACGUGCAGGACAUGGAGACCGUGAACGCCGUUGGACGUGCGUACCGCUACAUCUCCCCAGAUGGCAAGCGGCAGGACGCGGCGUCAUGCUAUCUCCACCCACUCUUGAACGACGGCAAGCACCCCAACUUGCAUGUUCUGGUUGAGACCCAGGCGAAGCGGAUCCUGUUCGAGAGCAAUAGGGCCGUCGGCGUUGAGGUCAGGCCCAAUCCUGCCUUCGGCGGCGAUGCCAGUGCCGUCAAGGCGGUCAGGGCCCGCAGACUCGUGGUUGCGUCGUGCGGCGCCUGCGGCACCCCUGCUCUCCUGGAAAGGUCCGGCGUGGGCGAUCCCAAGGUUCUGCAGCGGGCCGGUAUCCCCCUCGUGGCGUCAGCUCCCGGCGUGGGGAACGGGUACGAGGACCAUCACAUGCUUCUGUACCCAUACCACAACUCCCUGGAAGCAACUGACACGCUCGACGCCCUCGUGUACGGCCGCAUGGGAAGUCCGCAGGACCUAAUCUCCCAAGGCCACCCCAUGCUGGGCUGGAACGGGCAAGAGGUGCAGGGCAAAGCCCGGCCGACCGACGCCGAAGCCGCCGCGCUCGGGCCCGAGUUCAAGGCGGCCUGGGACCGCGAGUUCAGAGACCACCCGGAGAAGCCCAUGGUCAUCUUCACCGCGCUCGGCGGGUUCCCUGGCGACCCUAGCCUCGCGCCUGGCGGGCCUGGCAGCCCCGGGCUGGCCGUGUCAACCUUCACCGUCUACCCUUUCUCGCGCGGCCACGUGCACAUCACAGGGCCGGGGCUGGAGGACCCCCUCGAUUUCGAUACCGGCUUCUUUGCCGAUGACGGCGGGCUCGAUGUCAAGAAGCACAUCUGGACGUACAAGAAGCAGCGCGAGAUCAUGCGCCGCAUGCCCUCGUACCGGGGCGAAGUGGCCGCCUGCCACCCGCCCUUUGCGCCAGAUUCCAAGGCUGCGCUCACAAAGCUCGAUGGCCCGCUCCCGUCUGAUGUGCCCGAUAUCGAGUACACGCCCGAGGACGACGCGGUGCUUGAGAAGUGGCUGCGAGCCAACGUCAGCACCACGUGGCAUUCGCUCGGUACCUGCAAGAUGGCGCCGCGCGAGAAGAAUGGCGUCGUGGAUGCCAACCUAUGUGUUUACGGCGUUGAGGGGCUCAAGAUUGCCGACUUGAGCGUCGUGCCGAAGAACGUGGCAGCGAAUACCAACAAUACCGCCUUGGCCAUUGGUGAAAAAGCCGCUGAUAUCUUCAUUAAGGAGCUCGGUCAGGCCUUGGCCGCCUAG
This is a messenger RNA of Canariomyces notabilis, 1827 nucleotides long. RefSeq names its product GMC oxidoreductase. The transcript has 3 exons. NCBI's taxonomy places the organism in Eukaryota, Fungi, Ascomycota, Sordariomycetes, Sordariales, Chaetomiaceae. The record is from RefSeq and is a predicted model, not a curated record. The coding region runs from base 1 to 1827 and encodes 608 amino acids. Gene Ontology annotation, molecular function: oxidoreductase activity, acting on CH-OH group of donors; flavin adenine dinucleotide binding.